Messenger RNA from Spirodela intermedia, 618 nucleotides. The record is from the annotation of a GenBank genome assembly. Lineage: Eukaryota; Viridiplantae; Streptophyta; Magnoliopsida; Alismatales; Araceae.
AUGGAGGCGGCGAAGGUGAAGGACAUGGAGGCACAGGCGCACGAAGAGCCUCUCUUGAACGACAAACAAGAUCGCCAGUCCAGCUUACAGCAAGCGAUCAGCCAGACGUUCAAGAGCGCCGCCCACCUCGCGAAUCUUUUGCCGACGGGGACCGUCCUCGUUUUCCAGAUCCUCUCGCCCAUCUUCACAAACCAAGGCCAGUGCGAUGCGGUCAACCGCACCAUGGAAGGAGGCCUGCUGGCUCUCUGCGGCAUGUCCUGCCUCCUCCUCAGUUUCACCGACAGCUUCAGGGACGCCAAGGGGAACGUCCGCUACGGGUUGGCCACGACCAAGGGGCUCUGGGUCAUCGACGGCACCGCCGGGCCGCCACCUGAGGAGGCGGCGGCAUACAAGAUCAAAUUCAUAGACUUCAUGCAUGGCUUCAUGUCCUUGUUUGUCUUCGCAGCGGUUGCUCUCUUCGAUCAGAAUGUGGUCUCCUGUUUCUACCCGAUCCCAUCAAAGCAGACGGAGGAGGUCCUGAGGUCGUUGCCCGUCGGGAUUGGGGUCAUCUCUAGCAUGCUCUUCGUCGUCUUCCCGACGACCCGCCAUGGAAUCGGUUUCCCCCUCUCCUCCAAGUGA